AUGGAUAACCAUAAAGUCCUUAUACUGCUUCCCGAAUCCUUGGAGAUACAGGAGCACAUAGCAUUCAUAUCAACUAUAUUCCAAAAGCAAUAUGACGAAACAGAAUCUAUUGCACGAGAUGUGCAAUGGAAGACUAAGUACUACGAGACCACUUUAGAUCUAUACAUCGAUACAUACGAUGUGCUCCAAGAAUGGGUAAAUGAUUUUGUCUCUGACGAAUGUAAGGAACUUAGAGAUGUAAUAUCUGGCAUAAUUUUUGUCUUCAAAGAUGAGGAUCAUAAACCUCCGGUUGAAUGCCUCAAGAACUUAAUUGAUGAGAGGAUAGAGGAUUUCACGGCAAAAUUCUUCAUUGGUUGUUACUUUAACGAAAAUGUCAUCGAGGAAGAUGAGCUUUAUGAACUUAAUAGCGACUUAUUGGUUCAAAAUUUCGAGAUUGUCAACUGGUUUGACAAACCCGACCCAUCCAUGGAUAAAGUGGGCUCUGAAAGAAUUAAAGAGAUAAUAGACGUACACCCGUGGUUAUCUCAUCCAGAGACUCUAAAAAAAAACCAAGGUCAAAUAAAUAUAAGCCCGAUUGAUUUGGAUUCAUUUAUGACGAAGUUAGAACAAGCAAAGGAAAGAUAUCAAACGUUUGAUGACAGUAAGGAAGCAGAAUUAUUCAUAGAGAAAAUUAUAGAUGAACUCUCUGAUAUGAUAGUAUGA
This is a messenger RNA of Kluyveromyces lactis, 702 nucleotides long. It is a transcript of the gene IRC6, whose product is annotated as Irc6p. Gene Ontology annotation, biological process: vesicle-mediated transport. The transcript has a single exon. Gene Ontology annotation, molecular function: protein-macromolecule adaptor activity. The record is from RefSeq and is a predicted model, not a curated record. NCBI's taxonomy places the organism in Eukaryota, Fungi, Ascomycota, Saccharomycetes, Saccharomycetales, Saccharomycetaceae. The coding region runs from base 1 to 702 and encodes 233 amino acids.